CCAACCUGGCCAGAAGGUCUGGCUAUCCACCCGCGAUAUCAGGAUGCGUCUGCCCUGCAAGAAGCUCAGUCCCAGAUUCAUUGGUCCCUUUACCAUAACAGAACAAAUCAAUCCGGUGACAUUUAAGCUUCAGUUACCACCACAAUACAAGAUUCACCCAGCCUUCCAUGUAUCUCUGCUUAAACCUUUCUAUCCCUCUGUCUCCGUCUCUACAGAGCCUGGCGAUUCGGCAGAUCCCCCCUUACCACUAAUCGUAGAGGAUGGAGCCGCUUACCAGGUCAGUGAGAUCUUGGACUCCCGACGCCGUGGUGGUCUUCUGGAGUAUCUUGUGGACUGGGAAGGCUAUGGUCCGGAGGAAAGAUCAUGGAUUCCCCGACAUGACAUCCUCGAUCCCUCCUUGUUAACUGAAUUCCACGCUGACCAUCCAGACCGACCAGCCCCCCGAGGAAGGGGAAGACCACCGCGACGUCGGGGUCCUCGGUCCUCAGGAGCGGACCGUGAAGGGGGGGGUACUGUCACAGACACGCCAGGCUCCACCUCAUCUCAGCCACACCGUUCCUCCUCACCAGAAUACUAAUCACCAGCACCUGUCAUCCAUCACACACCUGCACAUAAUCAACCACUCUACUCCCUACAUAACCCAGCUCCUCACCUCAGUCAGUGUCCGGUCUCGUUCACUAAAAGAACAGAGCUACGCCUGCUACCUUCAGUGUACUACGGACUCUACUACGACGCUAGUCUACGUUUCCAGUCUCCUAAGAUUCGCAAAACCUUCACUCGACUCCAGGCUCCUGUGGACAACAGUGUUCACCCGGCUCCGGAGUGUCUCCCGUCACCAGUGUGGUGAAUCCAGUUCCCGUCGCCUCGUAGGCAGCUAUCCAGCACCUGCACUUCACUCCAACCAGUGAUCCAAGGGACGGUAUCUUCUAUGCUCUCAUCAGUUCUCUUAUUAUCCCUGUAAUAAAUAUACCUGCGAAAUCACCUUA
This is a messenger RNA of Siniperca chuatsi (mandarin fish), 986 nucleotides long. Its product is annotated as chromobox protein homolog 2-like. Lineage: Eukaryota; Metazoa; Chordata; Actinopteri; Centrarchiformes; Sinipercidae. The coding region runs from base 44 to 577 and encodes 177 amino acids. The transcript has a single exon. The record is from RefSeq and is a predicted model, not a curated record.